AUGGUUUUCAUUUUUUUGCUUUUUUCCUUGAUAGUACGAAGUUCGUUUGCCGCAUUGGACACUGCAGCAGUUAUUUCUAUUCAGAAUGAACUGAACAAGCAUUCAGCUGAGCUAGAGAUGCUUCUUGAUCAUGUCAAAAACUUGAACGCUAGAUUGACUAAUUUGGAUAGACCUGGUCCACCUGGAGUAAAUGGUUCUCCAGGUUUCCCUGGAUCUAAAGGAGAGAAGGGAGACGGAGGACUUGAUGGCUUACCAGGCAGAGAGGGUAUUCCAGGUAUUCCCGGUGUUAAAGGUGAUAUUGGUCCUUUGGGCCCCACUGGUAUGAAAGGAGAUAAAGGAGCAAUGGGAUUCCCAGGACAAAAGGGAGAAGUUGGUACAGGUGGAAUUCCAGGAUUGAAAGGAGACACUGGUAUUCCGGGAAAGGUAGGCGAACCCGGUUCAACUGGCUUGCCAGGAGCGAAAGGAGAGAAAGGAAUGGAGGGUCUACCAGGUGUUAAUGGUCAACCUGGUCCUCCAGGAUGGCCAGGAUCCAAGGGUGAAGACGGUUUAAAUGGGAGACCUGGAUCACCCGGUUUCCCGGGUAAGAAAGGAGAAACAGGAGUUUCUGGAGUUCCGGGUACAGUUGGUAUGAUUGGAGAAAGAGGUCUUCCUGGAACUCCAGGACCUCAAGGUAUGAUGGGACCUAUCGGACCUCCAGGACAGUUAGGACUACCAGGACCUAAAGGAGAACAGGGACCGCCUGGAUUCCCAGGAGGAAAGGGAGAACAAGGAAAGGAUGGACUCCCUGGUCUACCAGGCUGGCUUGUAAACGAUAAAGGUUAUUGCAUUCUAUCACUUGGAAACUGCCCUCCCGCUUUCACACAAAUCGGAGCGUAUCAGGCUCACGUUGAUAACUAUCGGUUUGGUGACUAUUCUCUCGUCAAGACUGCAGGGGUAGGAUCAACAGAAGAACAGUUCGCCUUGAAAGUUCAUUCUUGUUGUCGUUAA
Molecule: messenger RNA, 987 nt
Organism: Auanema sp. JU1783
Lineage: Eukaryota; Metazoa; Nematoda; Chromadorea; Rhabditida; Rhabditidae
Source: the annotation of a GenBank genome assembly